AUGCCAUCAUUCACCACAACCCAUUACUUCAGAUCCUUCAUUUUCAUCAGUUUAUUCAUAAAAAUCCUAUCUUUUGACCCAAUUCCAUUGUUUUCCUUUGUUGAUUUUGAAAAAGAUCUGAAAUUUAAGUCUAGUGUUGCCCUUUUUGGUAAUGCAAAGGUUGUCAAUGGUGAGUCCAAGAUUCAGCUCUCUGGUUCAGGGAGUUCUGGUGCUGAGACUGGGAGAGUGAUUUACAAGAAACCCAUCAAGCUUUUUCAAGGUAAACCUAAGCAAUUAGUUUCAUUUUCAACUUAUUUUACAUUUUCAAUCUCAUUGGAAAGUAGAUUGGAAAGUGGGGGUGGUUUAGCUUUUGUUUUGAUUCCAAAUAGUGUUAAAGGUGGUGUUUUUAAUCAAACCUCAUCUGGGUUUUCUCUUGGAUUGAAAAAUAAAGAUUUUGAAGUUAUUGGUGUUGAGUUUAGUGUUUCAAGGGAUGGUAAAAAUGAGAUUUUGAUUAGAAAUGGUGAUUCAAGUAAAAUCUACUUAACAAAUUUGGCACUAAGAAGUGGUGAAAAGAUGCAUACUUGGAUUGAUUAUGAAGCAAGUUCAAUGAGAUUAGAAGUGAGGUUGAGUAAAAAUGGGAAUUCAAAGCCAUUUGAUCCAUUGUUAUGGGACAAAAUUGAAGUAUCUAAUGUGUUGAAGGAGGAAGAAAUGUUUGUAGGUUUUAGUCCUGUGAAAGAGAAUGAUGCUUUUUUGUACUCAUGGAGCUUUGUUGUGAGACAUUUUCCACCACAUUCUAUGCAUUCAGAGCCACUUGAUCCUAAGGUUUUUGUGAAAAACAGUGAGAAUCCAAUGGUUGUUGAAUCAAAGGAAAAGGGGAAGAGUGAUUGUUUUUUAAGAGUUCUUGCUGCAAUGAUAUUUGGUACUGGUUGUGGAGCUUUGACAGCAUUCACUGUGCUUUAUUUGUGGACAAUCUUUGGCAAUAAACGCGGUGGAGCAGUAGUUCCAGAAGGAUGUGUUAUGCAAGGUUUGGAUGGUGAUUAUAGGAAAGUUAAGAUUGUUGUAGAUAGUAAAACCAUUGGAGAUGCUAAUAAGUAA
Messenger RNA from Lathyrus sativus (Indian pea), 1074 nucleotides. The record is from the annotation of a GenBank genome assembly. NCBI's taxonomy places the organism in Eukaryota, Viridiplantae, Streptophyta, Magnoliopsida, Fabales, Fabaceae.